This is a messenger RNA of Racocetra persica, 608 nucleotides long. The record is from the annotation of a GenBank genome assembly. Lineage: Eukaryota; Fungi; Glomeromycota; Glomeromycetes; Diversisporales; Gigasporaceae.
UGAAUUUAUGUCCUCCAAGAGAUUUUCUGGAAUUUCAAACAAUUAUUCGACCGAGUGGAGCUAUUAUUGAACUUGGGUAUACAGUUAAAAAAAAAUUUGCAGACGAAGACCGAGUUACAUAUUUAAAAGAAAUUUAUAGAGCAAAUAAAGUUAGAUUUUGUGACAAGUUAGAACAUACAUCUACAUAUUCAGUUAAUUUGGCGCCACGUGGAGAACAACGAGUACCAAAUGAUCUUAAAGAAUUACUGCAAGCAUUAAUUUGUACACUAACUUGUUUAAAGAUAAAAGAUGUUCGAUGGCCAAACAUUAUUCAUUAUUAUGAGGAAUAUCAAAGAUUUAUUUUAAUCAACUUUGACUAUACUGACUUUUCCUUUUCUGAUAAGCCUUUAGAAGAAUUUUCUGAAAGCAAUCAUGCUCCUGAAAUGCUAAAUAAAAAGUAUGAUUUUAAGGUUAAUAUAUGGGGCGUUAGAAAUUUAAUUGGUUCAUGUAAUGUCACAGGCAUUCCUUCAAAACUUUCAAGUUUCAGCACAGAUUUGUGCAAAAGUAAUCCAAAUAAACAACCAACCGCUUCAGUUGCUCUUGAUCGGGUAAAAGAUAUGUUUAGAGAG